UUCAUACAGAAUAUUCUGUAAAUAUUCAAAACUCGUUGCAAUUAAUUGAUUAAAUAGAGAGAAACCAUUGGAAACGUAAUCAAUGAUUGAUAAUAAUUAUAACGUAAUAUUUUAAAUAUUGAAUGUAAAUAAGGAUUUUAUGCGAUAUAUCCAAAUGUUUUUUAAUAGGAAAUGGGUUGAGAGCAUAUACCCGGGCAAACGGCGCAAUGACGAGAGUCAACAAGAUCAAUUAUAUACUGUGCGACCAAAUAGCCUGUUAGGCGAACCCCAAAUACAUAACGCCUUGGAGUGCAACCGAUUUUACCAGAUUUCAAUACUUGUGGCAAUACUACUGUUGAUAUCGUUUUACUUCAUACCAUUCCCCAUAAAUCUCAUACUGUUUAUUGUAUCGUUGGUUAUAUUUCUGUCCAUCUCUUACCUGAUGUACAGUAAGUCCAGAAGCAAGACAUCGAUGAGGACGAGGCAAUGGUCUAACGCUAUCUACUCGCCCACAACCCAAACAUCCGGUGACCUAACACUGGUUGACGUGCCCUUA
Messenger RNA from Medioppia subpectinata, 535 nucleotides. NCBI's taxonomy places the organism in Eukaryota, Metazoa, Arthropoda, Arachnida, Sarcoptiformes, Oppiidae. The record is from the annotation of a GenBank genome assembly.